AUGCAGUCAAUAUUUGCAAGGCACGGAAUACCCGAGACUGUAGUGUCGGAUAAUGGUCCGCAAUAUACGAGUGAAGUGUUUGUGAAAUUCGCAAAGGAAUAUGGAUUCUGCCAUGAGACUAGCAGUCCAUAUUACCCUCAAGGUAAUGGUGAGGCGGAACGCGCAGUGCAGACUAUCAAACGUGCGAUAAGGAAAGCAAACGAUCCAUAUCAGGCUUUACUAGCCUAUCGCGCAAUACAUCUAAAGUGCGGAUAUAGUCCAGCAGAACUUUUGAUAGGUAGGAGGUUGCGUACAACUCUCCCCGAAAACCCUCAAAACCUUACUCUAUGGCCAGACUUGGCUAAGAUCUGCGAAAGGGAGACUCGGGAACGAGCGAUGCAAAAGGAGAACUUUGACAUUUCCCAUCAGGCCAGAUCCUUACCUAAACUACAACCAGGUCAGACGGUAUGGGUAUGA
This is a messenger RNA of Pecten maximus, 456 nucleotides long. RefSeq lists its product as uncharacterized. The transcript has a single exon. The record is from RefSeq and is a predicted model, not a curated record. Gene Ontology annotation, biological process: DNA integration. Gene Ontology annotation, molecular function: nucleic acid binding. NCBI's taxonomy places the organism in Eukaryota, Metazoa, Mollusca, Bivalvia, Pectinida, Pectinidae. Bases 1 to 456 code for a protein of 151 amino acids.